Messenger RNA from Cygnus olor (mute swan), 4971 nucleotides. It is a transcript of the gene SREBF2, whose product is annotated as sterol regulatory element binding transcription factor 2. Gene Ontology annotation, cellular component: nucleus. The record is from RefSeq and is a predicted model, not a curated record. The coding region runs from base 128 to 3475 and encodes 1115 amino acids. Gene Ontology annotation, molecular function: DNA-binding transcription factor activity, RNA polymerase II-specific; protein dimerization activity; RNA polymerase II cis-regulatory region sequence-specific DNA binding. The transcript has 19 exons. Lineage: Eukaryota; Metazoa; Chordata; Aves; Anseriformes; Anatidae. Gene Ontology annotation, biological process: positive regulation of transcription by RNA polymerase II; positive regulation of cholesterol storage.
ACGCGUGGGGGGCGGCCGGGGGCGCGCCAAGAUGGCGGCGGGACGGCGGCGCGAGCCGGCAGCCUCCGCCUGACGGGCAGGGACCGGCACCGGCACCGGGGGGCGGCACCGGGGGGCGGCCGGGGCCAUGGAGGGCGGCGAGCUGGGCGCCGACGGCAUGGACACGCUGACGGAGCUGGGCGACGAGCUCACGCUGGGCGACAUCGACGAGAUGCUGCAGUUUGUCAGCAACCAGGCGGGGGACUUCCCGGACCUGUUUUCGGAUUCCUUGUGCGGCACCUUCCAGGGCGGCGGCGGCACCACCACCACCAGCAGUAGCAGCAGCAGUGGCAGCGGGACCCUGGACCCUCCGCGCCCGUACGGCCAGGCGCCCCUGCAGCCCUUCCCACCGCCCGCCGCCUCCCCGCAGCUGCAGAGCGUCCAGGUGAAGGUCCCCCCGCAGCGCCCGGCGCCGCUGCUCCAGCCCCGGCCCCAGCUCCAGCCGCAGCUCCAGCAGCAGACGGUGAUGAUCGCCCCGACGUUCAGCUCCGCUCCCCAGACCAGGAUCAUCCAGCAGCCCGUCAUAUACCAGAACACAGCCACGAGUUUUCAAGUCCUCCAGCCUCAGGUGCAGAGCCUGGUGACGUCCUCGCAGGUGCAGCCGGUCGCCAUCCAGCAGCAGGUGCAGGCGGUGCAGGCGCAGCGCGUGCUGACGCAGGCUGCCGGCGGCACCAUCCAGACGCUGGCGCCGGCCACGGUUCAGACGGUGGCUGCGCCGCAGGUCCAGCAGGUCCCAGUUCUGGUCCAGCCCCAGAUCAUAAAGACGGACUCCCUCGUCUUGACCACCCUGAAGGCGGAUGGCAAUCCCGUUAUGGCUGCGGUGCAGAAUCCAGCGCUCACAGCGCUCACCACUCCUAUUCAGACCACAGCUCUGCAGACCCUCGUUGGGAGCAAUGGGACCAUUCUGACCACAAUGCCAGUGAUGAUGGGGCAAGAAAAGGUGCCUAUCAAACAAGUUCCAGGGGGAGUCAAGCAACCAGAACCACCUAAAGAAGGAGAGAGGAGAACAACUCACAACAUCAUUGAGAAGCGUUAUCGGUCAUCUAUAAACGAUAAGAUCAUUGAGCUGAAGGACCUCAUUAUGGGGACAGAUGCCAAGAUGCACAAGUCUGGUGUCCUGCGAAAAGCCAUUGAUUACAUUAAAUAUCUGCAACAGGCCAACCAUAAACUGAGACAGGAGAACAUGGUUCUGAAGCUGGCUAACCAGAAAAACAAGCUGUUGAAGGGCAUUGACCUAAGCAGUCUGGUUGAUAAUGAUGCAGACCUGAAGAUAGAUGACUUCAACCAGAAUGUUCUCCUGAUGUCUCCUCCGGCCUCUGACUCGGGAUCCCAGGCUGGCUUCUCUCCCUAUUCCAUCGAUUCAGAGCCAGGAAGCCCACUGCUUGAUGAUGCAAAGGUUAAAGAUGAGCCUGACUCUCCUCCUGUGGCCCUUGGUAUGGUGGACCGCUCUCGAAUCCUCCUCUGUGCCCUCACGUUCCUGUGCCUCUCCUUCAACCCUCUAACGUCCCUUCUGGAUGCCCGAGGAAGCCCAGAAUCUGACAGCCUCGUGCGCCACGGCUCUGGCAGGAGCAUGCUGACCAUUGAGUCAGACGCCGGCGGGUGGUUUGGCUGGAUGAUGCCCACGCUGAUCCUGUGGCUUGUGAACGGAGUGAUUGUCCUGAGCGUGUUCGUGAAGCUCCUUGUGCACGGAGAGCCGGUGACCCGCUUGCACUCGAGAUCGUCGGUCACCUUCUGGAGGCACCGCAAGCAGGCAGACCUGGAUUUGGCACGGGGGGAUUUCGCUGCAGCGGCGUCGAACCUGCAGACCUGCCUGUCGGUCCUGGGCCGAGCGCUGCCGGCUUCCCGCCUGGACCUGGCGUGCAGCCUGUCGUGGAACGUGAUCCGCUACAGCCUGCAGAAGCUGGCGCUGGUGCGGUGGCUGCUGAAGAGGACCUCUCAUCAGUGGCGGGCCAGGGAGGCCACGGCGGGCUCUGAGGACGAGGCCAAGACCAGCGCUCGGGAUGCAGCUCUAGCCUAUCACAAGCUCCACCAGCUCCACAUAACAGGUAAACUUCCCUCCAGCUCCGCUUACUCUGGCUUGCACAUGGCCCUGUGCGCCGUGAAUCUGGCCGAGUGCGCGGAAGAAAAGAUCCCCCCCAGCACCAUGGCUGAAAUCCACCUGACGGCUGCCGUUGGCUUGAAGACCCGCUGCGGGGGCAAGCUGGGCUUCCUGGCGAGCUACUUCCUGAGCCAAGCUCAGAGCCUGUGCAGCUCGGAGCGCAGCGCCAUCCCUGACUCGCUGCGUUGGCUGUGCCACCCCCUGGGACAGAAGUUUUUUGUGGAGCGAAGCUGGACGGUGAAGUCUGCUGCCAAGGAGAGCCUGUACUGCACCCAGAGGAACCCUGCGGAUCCCAUUGCACAAGUUCAUCAGGCGUUUUGUGAGAACCUGCUGGAGAGAGCUGUGGAUUCACUUGUGAAACCUCAGACUAGGAAAGAGGUGGUGGGCCAAGAGGAGGAGGAACAGUGUGAGUUCUCCAGCGCGAUGGAGUACCUGAAAUUGCUCAACUCUUUCCUGGACUCAAUGGGAAGUGGAGCACCGCCCUUUGCCAGCAACUCUGUGCUCAAGUCAGCCCUGGGCCCGGACGUGGUGUGCAGGUGGUGGUCGGCAGCAGUUGCUAUGUCAAUCGGCUGGCUCAGAGGGGACGACGCAGCUGUGAGGUCACAUUUCACAGAAGUGGAGCGCGUGCCGAAAUCCCUGGAGAUAUCCGAGAACGCCCUGGUGAAAGCCACCUUCCACCUGUGCAAAGCCAUGCAGGCCUCGCUGUCGGGGAAGGCGGACGGGCAGCAGAGCUCGCUGGGUCACUGCGAGAGGGCCAGCAGCCACCUGUGGAACAGCCUGAACGUGAGCAGCGGCGCCUCCAGCACCGCCCUCAGCAACGUGAUCCAGCUGCUGGCCUGCGACCUGCUGCUGUCCCUCCGCACCAGCCUGUGGCAGAAGCAGGCGAGCAGCAGCCAGGCUCUGGGCGAGACCUACCACGCCUCGGCCUCCGAGCUCACCGGCUUCCAGCGGGACCUCGGCAGCCUGCGCAAGCUGGCCCACGGCUUCAGGCCCGCGUACCGCAAGGUCUUCCUCCAUGAGGCCACCGUGCGCCUGAUGGCGGGGGCCAGCCCCACGCGCACCCACCAGCUGCUGGAGCACAGCCUCCGGCGCCGCACGCCCCAGAGCAGCAAGCAAGGCGAGCUGGACGCGCUGCCGGGACAGAGGGAGCGAGCCACGGCCAUCCUGCUGGCCUGCCGCCACCUCCCGCUCUCCUUCCUCUCGUCGCCCGGCCAGCGUGCCGUCCUGCUGGCCGAGGCCGCGCGCACCCUGGAGAAGGUGGGGGACAAGCGCUCGUGCAACGACUGCCAGCAGAUGAUCGUCAAGCUCAGCGGGGGCACGGCCAUCGCCGCCUCCUAACGCCUCGCCAACCCCCAGCCCGGACUUCUCGGAGUUGAAAAAUGAAUUGGGGGAUAAAGAGGGGGGAAGAAGGGGGGGGGGGGGCAGGAAAAAAAAAAAAAGCAGUGCUAGGUUAGGGCUGUGCCAGUGGGAUCACGCCGGGGUGGGAGCAGGAGGGCAUUUUUUUUUUUUUUUAAUCUUGCCCCAGGUGCAGCUUUAUUCGCACUUGCGCUUGCCUGGGGCACCGCAGCGGGGCUGGGGCUGGCGGCAGCUUGGUGGCGGUGCUGGGGCUGUGCCCCCCUCCUCAUGCUGUGUGCGUGGGGACCUGGCACUGAGCUGAGCCCCCAGCCCCACUGGUGUGCUCCAGGAGCAUCGCCUGAGGCCAGCACUGCCUGGCGGGUUUCUGUACUGUUUUUAUACCGCUUUUUUUUUUUAUAGGAGUGUUUGUGACUUUACCAAAUGUAGGGAACGAUGCAGCAGACCUCCCUGUUUUUGGCAGGGGCUGGGUCUGCGGCCAGCUGUGACAAGCAGAGUGCUGCUUAGGGCCCCCCUGGGUGCCUGGAGCUGGGUGGGGGCUGAUGAAAUGAGCUCUGCUCACCCCCUGAGGUGUCUGUGUGCCUUUUGGUUGAUGCGGAUUGAACUUUUAGAAACAGUUAAUUUUAUUCAAUUCCCCAUCUCACAACUCACCCCUUCCCUCUGCCCCCUGUCCAGCAGCUCCUGAGCCUGCGCAGGACUGGGAGGCAUGGCUGGGGCUGGGUGGCUGAAGCCCCUUCCCACCUGCAAAUAGGAAAUCUGCCCUCAGCAGGUGUGCAGCGCCCUUUCCCCACGCACAUCCCUGCUGGAGGAACGUUUCCCACCCGGGCAUGUGCAGUGUUCCCCCCAGGUGUGGGGAGCAUGCAGCGCUGCCUUCCUCCCCGUCCACCUGGGGCACCCCGCUUUGUCCCUGUGAAACCCAGCCCCGGGUUUCCCUCUCAGUGCUCCUGCUGGGGGGUGGAUCGCACCCUCCUGCUCCUCUCGGUCUUCCUGAUCCUGUUUUUUUUUUUUUUUUUUUUUUUUUUUUUUUUUUUUUUUUUUUACUAAACCACAGCAGCAGCUCUUCACCUGUAGUGACCUCCCCCUUAUUUCCCAGUGCCCCGGGUCUGCCUGCAGCAUGGGGUGGUUUUGUACUUCAGUAACCGGCGCAGAGAAGCUGAGGGAAAGAGCUGCCCUCGGCCUUCCUCUUGUCCCUUACCCCUGAGUGGGGCCGGGGGCUGCCCAGCACUUUCCCCCCGCUCCGGGGGCCUUUAUGCCCUGUUUUUCUACUCUUUCCAAACUCGCUGCCCAUCGGUUUUUUAUAUGUGUGUGUGUAUGUGUAUAUACUGUAACUCGUUGUUUGCGGGCAGGAAGGAACCAGUACGGAGGAGGGGAAGGAAGCCUGUUUCUCCACCUGGAGGCCAGAGCAGUGAGAUGUGUGGUGGGGGGCUCCCAGCUCUGGGCCCCAUGCACAUCCAUUUACUGAAUAAAGUCGAGUGUCACCA